UAUUAAUUCCUUGACCUGGUUUAAUUUGUUUCCCAAGUGCCGCGCCCCGCUUUCUUUGGUAUUGAGCUUUACCAUACUACCUACCGACUUUAUUUACUCGCAGAGGAAAGCUCAAAUACUUAUACGGCCAACAGAAAUACCAGUUCGACGCCAGACAUCAUUACGGGGAUGGCAGGCCCCGUGAUAACAGAUGAGAAGCUCGCGGAAGGAUACCAAGGCGAAACGAAGCCAACGCCAGAUCUAGAAGUUGGAAAUGCUUCUCCGGAUAUCCAACCAUCCGUCGGCACAGAUGGUCCAGAGGAAGAAAAGACAGAACGACAUGUCUCAGCGUUCAAAAAAUUGGGGAUUCUGGAUCGCUUUCUAGCUGUCUGGAUCUUCCUUGCUAUGGCGAUAGGGAUUAUUUUGGGGAAUUUUGUCCCUAAUACGGGCCCGGCGUUGCAGAAGGGAAAAUUUGUCGGGGUCUCGAUACCUAUUGCCAUUGGAUUGCUGGUGAUGAUGUAUCCGAUCCUUUGCAAGGUACGGUACGAGACUCUACAUCGGACACUUCUCGAGAAAUCGCUCUGGAUCCAGGUCCUAUUCAGUCUGAUAGUGAAUUGGAUCAUAGCUCCCUUGUUCAUGCUGGCGCUAGCCUGGGCCUUCCUCCCUGAUGAGCAAGGAUUACGGGAAGGGCUUAUCAUCGUCGGUAUCGCAAGAUGUAUUGCAAUGGUCCUGAUCUGGACUGGACUCGCAGGUGGAGACAGCGAAUACUGCGCCAUUUUGGUCGCUAUUAAUUCCAUCCUCCAGAUGGUCCUGUUCGCACCGAUAGCACUUCUCUUUAUCGGAGUUAUUGGAAAGGAUGACGAUCAUAAUUCGAGCAAUUACUCCAUCGCUGCCAAAAGCGUUGGUGUGUUCCUUGGAAUCCCGCUGGGCGCUGCCAUCAUAACCCGAUUCACACUGCGGAAUAUUUUUGGAAAGGAUUUCUAUCAGAAGUUCUUGAAUUUCAUCGGGCCGCUCUCACUGAUCGGGUUGCUCUUCACCAUUAUUAUCCUUUUCGCCUCGCAGGGACGCCAUGUGGUGCAUCAGAUAGUGUCCGUCAUCCGCGUUGCGGCACCCCUGAUCGUCUAUUUCCUCGUCAUCUUCUUGACCACUUUGUGGAUAACACAUCGUCUCGGCUUCGGAUACGAGCUUGGAUGCACUCAGAGCUUUACUGCUGCGAGCAACAACUUCGAGCUCGCUAUUGCCGUGGCCAUUGCCACGUUUGGGGUCGAUAGUGACCAGGCCCUCGCUGCCACUGUUGGCCCGCUUGUGGAAGUCCCAGUCCUUCUCGGGCUGGUGUAUAUCGUCCGCUGGAUUGGCAGGCGAAGGAAUUGGUAGACAUGCUGAUCAUAAAUUUUGAAUGUCGAUAG
Messenger RNA from Paecilomyces variotii, 1385 nucleotides. Its product is annotated as putative arsenite efflux transporter ArsB. Bases 169 to 1353 code for a protein of 394 amino acids. NCBI's taxonomy places the organism in Eukaryota, Fungi, Ascomycota, Eurotiomycetes, Eurotiales, Thermoascaceae. The transcript has 4 exons. Gene Ontology annotation, biological process: arsenite transport; antimonite transmembrane transport. Gene Ontology annotation, molecular function: arsenite transmembrane transporter activity; antiporter activity; antimonite transmembrane transporter activity. The record is from RefSeq and is a predicted model, not a curated record. Gene Ontology annotation, cellular component: plasma membrane.